This is a messenger RNA of Benincasa hispida (wax gourd), 543 nucleotides long. NCBI's taxonomy places the organism in Eukaryota, Viridiplantae, Streptophyta, Magnoliopsida, Cucurbitales, Cucurbitaceae. The record is from RefSeq and is a predicted model, not a curated record.
AUGAAGGAAGCUUCGAGAAGGAGCGCUCUGGCAAUCUCGGAUCCUAAGGAAACUACUCACAUAGAAUUCUAUGAGGGACCCAUCAGGGUUGCUUUGGAGGAAACGAUAGCGGAGAAGCAGCCUGAAAUGGCUGAGGAGAAGAAGAAGAAGAAGAUCAAGGAGAAAAGGGCUGAAGGAGAUCAGGAAGCCCAUCCAAUCAAAAAGAAAGAAAGAAAAACGAGUGAAAAGAGGGAACGCAGGCGGGAGGAGAUGCGCCUAAAGAAGAAGGAGGAGAAGAGAAAGAGGGCUGAGAGCCCAAAAAUCGACAAAGAAUCCACCUCUGCAAGGGUGGAUAAGGGGGAGUCAGCACAACAAAAAGAAUCAAUGCAACCUGAGGAGGAAACAAUGCAAAUACAAACGGUUGCGAUUGAUGAUGGAGAAGAUUCAGACCUUCCCCAUGGAUCCUUUACCUUUGGUAGUUCGCCCUCCAAGCCCUCCUACAGAACCCCUCUCCCCACUCCCCGAACAUUUCACCAACCUUCUUCUUGCUCCUGCUUCACCUAA